AAAGGUUCUAACACCUUUAUUUUCCUUUGUAGCUUGACUCAUGGUAUGUCAUUUUAAAUGGCACUGUAGAAAUUAGUCAUCCAGAUGGGAGAGUAGAAAAUCUCUUCAUGGGGAACAGUUUUGGAAUUGUUCCCACUCUAGAUAAGCAGUACAUGCAUGGAGUUGUCAGGACCAAAGUCGAUGAUUGUCAGUUUGUCUGUAUAGCCCAACAGGAUUAUUGGAGAAUUUUAAACCAUGUGGAAAAAAAUACCCAUAAAGUUGAGGAAGAGGGAGAAAUUGUCAUGGUACAUGAGCACCGAGAACUAGACCGGAGUGGAACCAGGAAAGGACACAUUGUAAUCAAGGCAACACCUGAACGUCUGAUCAUGCAUUUGAUAGAAGAACAUUCUAUUGUGGACCCAACAUAUAUAGAAGAUUUCCUGUUAACUUUUAGGACAUUUCUUGAAAGUCCUUUGGAUGUUGGGAUCAAGCUUUUGGAAUGGUUUAAGAUUGACAGCUUAAGGGAUAAGGUGACCCGGAUUGUACUCUUAUGGGUAAAUAAUCAUUUUAACGAUUUUGAAGGUGAUCCUGCUAUGACUCGAUUUCUAGAAGAAUUUGAAAAAAAUCUGGAAGAUACAAAAAUGAAUGGUCAUCUCAGGUUAUUGAAUAUUGCCUGUGCUGCAAAGGCUAAGUGGAGGCAAGUUGUGCUACAGAAGGCAUCCCGUGAGUCGCCACUGCACUUCAGCCUUAAUGGAGGCAGUGAGAAGGGAUUCGGUGUUUUUGUUGAAUGCGUAGACCCUGGUAGCAAAGCUGCUGAUGCAGGACUGAAACGGGGUGAUCAGAUAAUGGAAGUCAAUGGACAAAAUUUUGAGAAUAUUACAUUUGUUAAAGCUCUUGAAAUUUUGAGGAAUAAUACUCAUCUUGCACUUACUGUGAAGACCAACAUUUUCGUGUUCAAAGAAUUGCUCAGUAGGACUGAACAAGAGAAAUCUGGUAUACCUCAUAUUCCCAAAAUUGCCGAAAAAAAAAGUAAUCGCCAUUCAAUCCAAGAUGUCCCAGGGGAUAUUGAACAGACAUCACAGGAGAAAGGAAAUAAGAAAGUUAAAGCAAAUACUGUUUCAGGUGGAAGAAACAAAAUCAGAAAAAUUUUGGAUAAAACACGAUUUAGUAUCUUGCCUCCAAAACUGUUUAGUGAUGGAGGCCUGAGCCAAUCACAAGAUGACAGCAUUGUGGGAACCAGGCACUGUAGGCACAGCCUGGCUAUAAUGCCAAUUCCUGGAACUCUCUCAUCCAGCAGCCCAGAUCUCUUGCAGCCCACCACCAGCAUGUUGGACUUUUCCAAUCCUUCAGAUAUUCCUGAUCAAGUUAUAAGAGUUUUCAAAGCAGAUCAACAAAGUUGCUACAUUAUCAUCAGUAAAGAUACCACAGCUAAAGAAGUGGUAUGCCAAGCUGUUCAGGAAUUUGGUUUGACUGGUGCAUCUGAAACAUACUCUCUCUGUGAAGUUUCUGUUACUCUGGAGGGUGUCAUAAAGCAGAGAAGACUUCCGGACCAGUUCUCCAAAUUAGCUGAUAGAAUUCAACUCAAUGGAAGGUAUUACCUUAAAAAUAACAUGGAAACAGAAACAUUAUGUUCUGAUGAAGAUGCCCAGGAACUACUUAAGGAAAGCCAACUGUCCAUACUACAGCUCAGCACCAUUGAGGUUGCCACCCAGCUUUCAAUGAGGGACUUUGAUUUGUUCCGUAAUAUUGAGCCUACUGAAUACAUUGAUGAUCUUUUUAAAUUAGAUUCUAAGACAGGAAAUACUCACUUGAAACAAUUUGAGGACAUUGUAAACCAAGAGACAUUCUGGGUUGCCUCAGAGAUUUUAAGUGAAUCCAAUCAGCUCAAAAGAAUGAAGAUUAUUAAACAUUUUAUUAAAAUUGCCCUUCAUUGCCGAGAAUGCAAGAACUUCAAUUCCAUGUUUGCAAUAAUAAGUGGCUUGAACCUGGCACCCGUAGCACGACUCAGAGGCACUUGGGAAAAGUUACCAAGCAAAUAUGAGAAACAUCUCCAAGAUCUACAAGACCUUUUUGAUCCAUCUAGAAACAUGGCAAAAUACAGAAAUAUUCUUAGUAGUCAAAGCAUGCAGCCUCCAAUUAUUCCACUCUUUCCUGUUGUCAAGAAAGAUAUGACAUUUCUUCAUGAAGGAAAUGACUCCAAAGUCGAUGGCUUAGUAAACUUUGAGAAGCUAAGAAUGAUUGCCAAGGAAAUUCGUCAUAUUGUUCGAAUGACUUCUGCUAACAUGGACCCUGCCAUGAUGUUCCGACAGAGGUCAUUGAGUCAAGGCAGCACAAAUUCAAACAUGCUAGAUGUUCAGGGAGGUGCUCACAAGAAAAGAGCACGCCGCAGCUCACUGCUGAAUGCCAAGAAGCUAUAUGAAGAUGCCCAAAUGGCAAGGAAAGUGAAACAGUAUCUUUCUAGUCUGGACAUAGAUACAGAUGAGGAGAAGUUCCAGAUGAUGUCACUGCAGUGGGAGCCUGCAUAUGGUACCUUGACAAAGAACUUGACUGAAAAAAGGUCAGCCAAGUCAUCUGAAAUGUCACCCGUGCCUUUGAGAUCAGUUGGCCAAACAGCGAAAGUCCACCUGCAUCAGCCACACAGAGUGAGCCAGGUGCUUCAGGUGCCUGCAGUUAAUCUGCACCCCAUCAGAAAGAGAGGACAAGCCAGAGACCAUGUGCUAAGUACAAGUUUACCUCCAAAGGGUUUAGGACCAACUGAAGAAGUGAGUGGUAAGAAGCACACAGAAGACACUGUUUCUGUGGCAUCCUCUCUGCAUUCUAGCCCUCCUGCAUCUCCUCAGAGUUCCCCUCGCAAAGGUUACACACUCAUACCAUCAGCCAAGUCUGACAACUUGUCUGACUCCAGCCACAGUGAAAUCUCCUCUCGGUCCAGCAUUGUGAGCAACUGUUCCGUGGACUCCAUGUCUGCGGCUCUACAGGAUGAACGGUCUUCCGCCCACACCCUGGCAGUUCCUGAGCCCAUGGCGGGGACAUUGGAAAAGACAGAUCACCCUUCAGGAAUCAGAGACCACAGUCAGCUUGGUCACGGGUGGAUGCUGUCAAAGCCGACUCUUAUCAAGGGUGUAGCUGUCCCAUCUUCUCUGAGCAGUGAAGAGAUGUCUCAUGAGCACAUCCUGCUGGAAGCAGCUGACAGUGGGCGGGGCAGUUGGACUUCCUGCUCCAGCAGCUCCCAUGACAACUUCCAAAGCCUUCCAAACCCCAAAAGCUGGGACUUUCUGAACACUUACAGGCACACACAUUUAGAUGACCCUAUUGCUGAGGUUGAGCCCACUGACUGUGAGCCCUGUGCCUGUUCUAAAGGAGGCUACUCAAGAACUUGUGGCCAGUGCAAAGGCAGCCUAGAGACCAGUCAGCUGAGGCAGAGUUGGGCCUCUUCUAGCUCCCUCUCGGACACAUAUGAACCGAACUAUGGGACAAUUAAGCGGAGGGUUUUGGAAAGUGCACCAACAGAGGCCCCUGGUGGCUUGGAGACCAGGGACACCACUGACCCAGUUUAUAAAACUGUCACUUCCAGUACAGACAGAGGGUUGAUUGUGUACUGUGUCACCUCACCCAAGAAAGGUGAUAGGUAUAGGGAGCCACCUCCCACUCCUCCAGGAUAUCUGGGAAUUUCUUUAGCGGACGUAAAGGAAGGACCCCACCCUCAUCUAAAACCUCCAGACUAUAGUGUGGCAGUGCAGAGGUCAAAGAUGAUGUUUAACAGCCUGUCUAGAUUGCCGCCAGCUCCUCCCAGUAGCCACACCUUGGCCUGGGUUCCCUCGAAGACCGGAUCCCAGCCUCACAGGCAUAGCUUGCAGCCGUCCCAUCCCAAACUAGCAGAUGUGGCUGAUGCAGAUAGCGAAGCAGAUGAAAAUGAGCAGGUGUCUGCAGUCUAGUCUUUGGAUGCCCUUUGGAGACCACUGGAAGUCAGGAGCAUGGACAAGAGCUCGUGGUUCUGCAGGCCAAGGCCAACAGCUCACUGCUGUCACCAACCAUGAAGUUUCCUCGCUGGGCUGAGGAUGAGCUCUUCCUGAGUCAUGCUUCCGUUUCUUCUGGCCCUGUAGGUGCAGUUUUCUUAAACUGGAUGUUGCACCUGAUCCCAGCCUUCACUUUGCACAUCACUCCUGCCUUGGGACCACAUUCAAGCUCAGAGUUGCCCCCCUGUAUAUCACUAUAGGUUUCUCUUUUUGUAAAUCAUUUUAAAGAUAGUGGUAUUAUUAUUUCCAAGCCAUAGCUUGGGCUAAAGGACACAUUCAAAAUGUCUGCCAAUACCAAGGAUAGUCUUGUGUAUUUGAAAAGUAACUUAUUAUUUAAAGUAUUGUGGUUUUGUUUGUAUUCAAGAGCUCUUGUUAGCUGUUGUUUGUCUGAGGCUAUACAGCUGUCUAUGGUCUGAGCAACAGACAUCAUCCUGUCAUAGGUAUAGAGAUGUGGCACUAUUGUAGCAGACACUCAGGUGGGAACUAGACACCUAUACAGGUGAAGUGUGAGCAGCCUGCUUAUCAUGGCAUGGGCUUUAACAGCCAUAGGGGUCUUAGCAAUCCUUUGGGAAGGGGAACAGAGGUCGAAUAGGGAGGGAGAACCCUAAUUUCCAAAGAAGGAAUAGUUAACAUUGGAUCUAUUUCUGAAGUGAACAUCAUGCUGCGUCCAGUUGUGAGGAUUCUACAAAUCCAAUGGGAAUGGCUUCUAGAGAGUUUUGUUUCUAUUGGAACCCACCCUAAGCUAACAUUUCACAACUCAAGUGUGGAAUUCCUAGUUUAAACAAAUUAGUGUAGGAGCUAGAGAGAUGGCUCAGUGGUUAAGAUGCUCUUGCAGAGGGCCCUGGUUUAUUUAAUUCCUAGCCCUCAUAUGGUAGCUCACAACUGCCUGUAACUCCAGAAGUGGAAUCCAACACCCUCCUGGUUUCCGGAAGCACUGAGUACAUGUGGUACAUAGGCAUUUUUUAAGUAUGGAUGUAAUGAUGAAGGUCAUCUUGACUUAUUUGGUGGCUUGCACUACAAGCCACAUGUGCAAUCAUUGAACUUGAACUUAGAACCCUCCACAGAGCUCAGUAACCAAGGGAUAGACUUGUGUAAGAGAAAGGCACUAGGGUAAUGGAGGGGACUUCUACCCUGGAGAGGACAUCCUUUGUGACCUCCUGGAUAUGGCACUCUUUAUUCAAAUUCAGUGACUGCUUAUGAAAUAAAGUAGACUUUUCACAUUUUUACAAAUUAAUCAUAACAUUUUGUAGUUAAUGUAUUUAAAUGUUAAAUAACAUAUUUAAAUUUUUUCAUUUGCUUUGUAAUAUAAAGGCAAAUAAGGUUUCAUAAACUUCUGUAAUUACCAAAAAAAGCCAAAGCCAUUCUAAGUGCACUAAGCAUGGCAGCAUUGCUGCAGAGCAGUCACGUGACCAACGCCUUCUCAAGACUGUGCUUUUCUGCUGCUCUCUCUUCCUGUUUCCUGCCAACCACUUGAGAAUCAGAACAGCUUCAAAUGUAAAUGUUUUGUCCUCCCACAGAAUGCCUGUCUCUUUAGGAAAAGUAGGGACUGAUGAAUUCCCCUGGGGAGACCUUAACCCAGAAGCCUUAGACGUGAGCCCAGGUGCACUUCAGUACAGUGAGGCAGAACCUUGCUGGCCCUUCAAAGUUGAAAGCAUCCUGCGCGGCCACUGAAGCUUAACAGCCAUGCUUAACUGAUCUGACCUAUGAACUGUGCUGUCUCUGAGUGUGAAGUUUUUUAUUCACCUGUUUGCAUAAUAUUGUUUCCGUGUCCAAAACAAAGUAAGUAUUUUUGCUAUGUCCACCUUUUUAAUCCAAGUUUGGGUACUCAUUGCCACCAUUUUCUAUCCAUUACUCUAGAGAAAUGUGCUCUUUGCACAGCUUCUGUUUGUCUAGCAGGUCUUCAGACAGAGCCUGACCUGCCUUGGUCCUCAGUGGUGUAAAUAUCUUGCACAGAGCAUUGAGGCUUGUGGCUUUGAACUUGCACUGUGUAGCUGCCUUGGUUAUAUCGAGCUUUAUCUGUGAGUGUUCAGACCAGCUGAUCAUAUUGAUCAGAAUGAAAACCAAAUGAUUUGUGAUAUGAUGUAUAUAAGUCCCCGAAAAAAAUCAUGUCUGCCUUUUUUCUUUACUUUGUCAUGUGACUAGAACAAGGGAAGCCUUAAGCCCAUGCUUGCUCCAGUUCCAAAUCCCCAUCUGUCCUUGUCCUAAGUGUAACAUGACUAAAGAGGCUAGUGCCCAGCAUCUGCCAAGACUGUCAGAGCAGGAGACUCUUCGUGCAGAAUCUGCCAAACAGUGAGAGAUUGGUUACUGAGUCCCAGUGCUCGUUACAGCAAGGUUCCUUGCGAUCCCCAGACUUCAUUUCCUGUAACUGGUGUCUUUCAACGUGAUCUUUGAAGAGAAAAAUCCUUUAGAGAAUAUUCACGAGGGUGACAUGUUCAUCUCUGUGAUCUCUACCAAACUGGAAAAGCAGCAGUAGCUACACUAGUUUCUUUAUAAUUACAAAAAAGGGGGGAGGAAAAAGGAUUCCUUAAGUUUAAAACAGUGAUUACUUGGAUUGAAAGGUUCUAGAAGACAUUAAGUGUAUCCUUUCAGAAUUCCAUUACAUGCUGUAAAGGGGAGGGGGAAUCAGCCUUGAGUUGGGUACAUUUUCAAGUUGAAACUUAAACCCUACUUCAUCUUUAGCUUUUGUGCUAUUUAAAAGGCCUCUUUAUUUUUAAUGUACAGAAUGCAGUUGACCUGGUAGAUGUUUUAACAUUGAAAUGUGAGUUUAGCAAAAAGCAAAAUUGCACAGUUGCUAUGAUCAAGUGACAAUUAUCUGCACAAUUCAAUGAUUGUAAGGCAUCCUGUAACAAGCAAUGUUGUCUCCUAGUUUUUGAUGCCUCUUAAACUUAUGUCUUUUAGAAAGACAGUGCCUCUGUAUGCUUUUGUAUUUUUACUGAGUGUAAAUACUUGUUAUAUUUUUGGUUAAGAGAAUGUAAGGGUAUCAUUUAUUACCACGUCUCCUAACACAUUGAAACCAAUAAAGAACCUGCAUUAACUGUG
Messenger RNA from Alexandromys fortis (reed vole), 7034 nucleotides. It is a transcript of the gene Rapgef6, whose product is annotated as Rap guanine nucleotide exchange factor 6. The transcript is spliced from 19 exons. Gene Ontology annotation, molecular function: protein binding; guanyl-nucleotide exchange factor activity. Gene Ontology annotation, biological process: small GTPase-mediated signal transduction. Lineage: Eukaryota; Metazoa; Chordata; Mammalia; Rodentia; Cricetidae. The coding region runs from base 108 to 3914 and encodes 1268 amino acids. The record is from RefSeq and is a predicted model, not a curated record.